This is a messenger RNA of Synchiropus splendidus (mandarinfish), 3102 nucleotides long. RefSeq lists its product as uncharacterized. Lineage: Eukaryota; Metazoa; Chordata; Actinopteri; Syngnathiformes; Callionymidae. The transcript has 3 exons. The coding region runs from base 961 to 1992 and encodes 343 amino acids. The record is from RefSeq and is a predicted model, not a curated record.
UUCACUCACCAGACGCCUCAGCUGAUAGGAGGCGGGAAAAAACAUUUGGAGUGAUAGUUUACGUUUCACUGCUGUAUUUAUUUAUUUAUUUUUUCACAUGAAAACAGAUACAAAGGCAACGAGCACGCCACACCUUCUGCCUGUCGCUUCAACGCCACCACCACCGUUUGCUCUCUCUCCUGGGUCUUGGCCUUUGUGGGAGACAUCGACGCUGGUUUCCUCAUUACCUCUGGAUCUACUAUCCGGAUCGUUCCCUACUGAAGACUCGACGUCGGCAUCUGGGCAAUCCGCACCUCCACAGCCACCGUCGCCGCCACCAUCAGCACCGCCAGCAACCACAGACAACCCGCGGAUAGCACCCCGGACACCAACGUCGACUUGCGCCGCAUCACCCCCUGACCAAACCCUGCCUCUACCCCCUGCCCCCGAGCGCUCUGUCACAGCUACCCAAGACAGACCCCACGCUCCAGUGUCGCCGACCCUAUUAGCGUUCCAUGAUGCAACGGCUGUAAAACAACAGCUUGAAUUCAGAGUACGUACGCUUGAACGUCGUCUUCAUCAGAGUGAAAUACAGAGUCGUCGUCUAGCACGUCAAGCGCGUCAAGCACGUAAAUACCGCCGUUCUGCGAGAAAUAUACGUGAAGAAUUCAUCUUUAAGGACGUCACGAAUAAAGCGCUGGUGUCUGAAGUUCUGAGACUCCUAAAACAACAAGGACCUGGUGGUAACAGACGUCGUGGACUGAUCUGACUGAAGUUCGACCCCAGUAAGGUCCAUUUGGAUCCUCAUUAUUUAAACGCAGUGAUGGGUGAUUACGGUUUGAGGUUGCUGUUGCACUGCGGGUGAUUGUGUUUUGAGGUCGCUGUUGCAUCGCGGGUGAUUGUGUUUUGAGACUGUUGUUUUGUUUAUUAAAUGUUUUUUAAUUAUUAUUUUAUUGUUAUUGUUAUUAUUGUUAUUACGCUAUGGCCAACCAUGAUGGUUUUCCUUCCGGUUCUGACCCUGAAUCCACACACAACCAGGACACUACACCACACCUCAUUGACCAGAGUGCUUCACCAACACGUAUGUUUCUGUCUCACUUGUUUGACAACGUGUCUGAGGAGGAUGUAGUGCAGGUCUAUGAUCCGAGUAUAAAUGAAAACAUGGAGUCAAUUUUUUUCGGCGAGAGAGAGGAUAACCAAAUUUUAAAUAUGGUUCCUGCAUCAUCUCGUGAGGGUAGGGCUGAUACCUCUUUAGACAAUGGCGAUCGGUUAGAAAGGUUUGUUGAUAAUCUGCAGACGACUGAUUCAGGGACAACUGCUCUUGACCCUCUGGUAGAUGUGUCUGACUCUAACUGUAGCGAUGACAAUGUUGAUGAUGACGGUGAUUCGCUUCAGGAAGGAUGUUGUAUUAGAGGUACCGGUAUUGAAUCAGAAGUCAUAGAGCCUUUUAACACCGAUAGGAUAAGAAGGGUGCUAACACGUCCUGCUGUACCGGACACUCCUGAUUUAGCUACUUUCUACAGAGGUUGGAUGCAACAGGUCAGGGAGUUGGCUGAUGAAGCGCAGAGACUGGCAGAUCGAGAGGAUGUGGUUCAGCUUGAAGUGGUAGGUGAAGAUGUUCAAGAACACGUUAAUGUUGUGGUUGAAGGCGACGGUGGAAAUAUCUACCCUGCUUUUGAGGACCUCCUUAGCAACACAGUGCAAUCUGACAGAGUCAUCGCUAUGGGUAAGAGAAUUGAAUUAACGGUCCAAAUUGUACAUAUCCCUCGAGGAGGCGCGAAACGCAAGCUCGAGAAGACGCUGGAUGCCAAAAUUUUUGUUAAAAAAAGACGACAUCUCUAUGUAGUUGGUGGUGAUGGAACCAAGCAGCUUUGCGUCGCAAUCAGCCUUUCUUGUCUCCUUAAUCCUAACCGUGCGUAUCAAGAUUGUGUUGAGUUGGGGAGGGAAUUAUUAAACAAAGCUGGUUUAGAUUCUCAAACACCUAUCAUAUUCACAGAUAAUACCCCUGUUUGAACGGAUAGUGAGGCGUAAAAUUGUUGUGUUUAAUAAAACGACAGCAAACCAGCCAUUAGCGCAUUAUGCCACCGGUUUUGCUGAUGGUUCGGAGCCCUUAUUCUUGUUUCUACUUCAGGGACACUAUUACGGGGUGAAGAACCCUAAAGGUUUGUUAGGAACACGUUACUUUUGCGUCAGCUGUCAUAAGGGGUAUGAAGAUAAAUCAAAACACAUAUGCAAAGCUCACUGUAGCGUUUGUCACGAUCCUGUUUGCCCUACAGAGGUCCCAGACCCGGUAACUUGUGACGACUGUCGCAGGGUUUGUCACAACCCAGCAAAGAGACAGGUGGCUAAGACUUGUCUUAAUAGCCUAUGGGGAAAGUUUUGUCAGAGAGUGAACAUGUCUCAGGUUUCUGUAGUGUCAGACCCCAACGAGUUUUUCAGUUUCAUGUUUUCAGGGAAAUACGAGGUCAGCUACUUUAACGUGCUGGAUGAGAAAAAAGUUGUGAUCCAGUGGCGUUACAAUGGUCUCUACCCUCCUGGUAAAAGCAGCAAUGUUUUUAUCGGAGCUUUUACCACUGCUUAUGCUCGUCUGAAGUUGUACAGUUACAUGGAGAAAUUGCAGGAGAAUGUUCUCUACGUUGACCCAGACAGCUUGAUAUAUGUUGUGAAAGACGGCGAGACGCCUUUAAAAUUAGGUAACUAUCUCGGUGAUCUGACUGAUGAACUCGACGGGGAUAGCAUCAAGGACUUUGUUUCGGCGGGUCCUAGGUCGUAAGCUUAUAGGAACAAAGGACAGAAGAAGGUUGUGAUUAAAAUUAAAGGUAUCACGCAAACAAAAGAAUCUUGUGAGCGGAUAAACUUUGACUCCGUCUGUAGAGGGCUAUUUGCAGAAUUCACCUGAUGGGGUGCUUGAGACCUGCCAACACAACAUUGAGAGGGAUAAAAAGAACAUCGCAGUAAAAAACAGAUCAGUUAUUAAAAAACUCCGGGUCGUGUACGAUAAGAGGCGAUUAUUUUCGGAUGGGACAACCAAACCUUUCGGGUUCUGAGUUUUGGGUGGAUGAGGGGUCAUUAUCGAAGAAAUUAAUUUCGAUCCACAUUUGAAAACACCAUUUUCAUGUCUAG